UUCCUGCCUUCACUGUCCUUUUCGUCUUGAGGCCCAUCAUCUCAUGCAACGUUCAUAGAAAACGAUCUUAGACCACCAGGCACUUGAAGUCCAACGAUCUGAAGUCACGGCCCAACGUCUCUCGAAGUGACACGCACUGGGCCAUGGUCGUCCAUAUCCUCGGCACGGCUUACGAGACCCUCUUCCCGAAGCAAUAUCUGUACCACAUAUGCGCAGCGAUAUUAGCGCUGUAUGUGAUACGCACGCUCUCACAGGGUAGGAAAACAAGUCGCGACCGCGACUUGCAUGGCAGAGUCGUGCUCAUGACGGGAGCCUUCACCCCACUGGGGCUGACACUCAUGGAAUCCCUCGCAGCAAGAGGAGCACACAUCAUCGCCCUCUCACCAGAACCGAUCGACCUGUCUUCCCCCAACACCGCACCCGCGAACCCGCCUGCCUCUGGCAGUACCUCUUCGAAUGAUGCCCCUCGGCCCCCUCCUCCUGGAGCUGCCGGUACGGCCCCUGCCGCGCCCGAAGUCGACCCCAGCUCGCCCCCUCCCCUCUCCGCCUCCCCCACCGCUCUCCUCAUCGAGGCCCUCCGCACCGCAUCCGGCAACCAGCACAUCUACGCCGAGCACUGCGACAUCGAAUCCCCCGCGCACAUCCGCGCCUUCUGCACGCGCUUCCUCACGGGAAAUGACACGCGGCUGGAUGCCAUCGUCUUUGCGCACGAGGCGCCACACGUAGGGAACGUCGUCGGCGGGCGGAAGGCGCACAAGGCAGAGGACGCGAAGCGGCGAUCCGUACGCUCGCUCGCAACGUUCCUGAUAACUACGCUCCUGCUCCCAGCACUGCUCGUCGCGCCGCCUGAACGCGAUAUCCGGAUUGUCCACGUGGUCAACCCGUUCUACGCAGCAGGCGCGGGUAUGGGGAAGACGCGCGCGAAGGGCCUGGGCCUGAAGCUCGCAUGCACGUUCCCCGGCGUGCUCGACGUCGGGGACGCGCUACGGGGCGUACCCGCGCAGUCCGGCGUCCUACCGAGCGAGGGUGCCCGCGCGCUCCGCACUAUCGUCUACUCCCGUCACCUGCAGCGCGUGCUGGACGCCUUACCUGCCGCGCAGGUGCCGAAGACGGACGCGGAGGCCGGAGGAGCGAAUGCGGCGAGCGUUCCGGUCGUUUCACAGAAGGAGCAGCGGUCGAAUAUCACGACUGUGAGCGUGUCGCCAGGAAUCUCGCGCCUGACGACGAUUGCGCCGAUGCUUGGGGCGAGCGAGAGUGAUAGGUGGUCGUGGACAGGCUUUCUGUUUUACGUUCUCCUGAACCCACUCUUCCGACUCCUCGCCAAAGGCUCAAGUGCAGCGAUACAGAGCAUAUUGCAUGCUUUGUUCGUGCCGACCCCAUUCAAGAUCCUCGCCGGCACCGUGGAGAAGGACACCACAGACGCCGACGGAGACGUAAAGCCCCGCCAAGAGGUCCUCAAGCCCGGCGCGCUCUACGCCGAGUGCGCCGUCGUCCCGCUCGAAGUCACCGUACCCGACGAGUGGAUAGAGCAGGACGCGCAGAACGAGACGGCAAAGGCGGAGAAGGAAAAGGGCAAGGCCAAAGCCAAGUCCAAUGCGCAAGACGAGACCCUGUCGCUCGCCGACGACCGCGAAUAUGGGGCGUUCGAGGCGGCGCUGAAGGUGUGGGAGGCGAGUGAGGAGAAGGAGAAGCCGGCGGCGGAGGGCGAGAAGAGUACGGCGGCGCCGAGCUCGUAGCGGGAGGAUAGGUAAGUCCUAGAAACAUGCAUAUAUCCUGACUAAAAGGACAAAAAAGAGGUACACAUAGCAAGUACAGCAUAAUCCCACACUAC
Schizophyllum commune H4-8 is the source of this 1831-nucleotide messenger RNA. RefSeq lists its product as uncharacterized. The record is from RefSeq and is a predicted model, not a curated record. The coding region runs from base 144 to 1736 and encodes 530 amino acids. Lineage: Eukaryota; Fungi; Basidiomycota; Agaricomycetes; Agaricales; Schizophyllaceae. The transcript has 5 exons.